UUGUCGUUUGUGCUCUCUUUUCAAACACUUUAUACAUUUCUUAAGUUUUUAUUUAUUAUUUUAUUAUAUAUUUAAAGUUUUUAUUUUAUUUAUACACUUUUUAAUACAGUAUUAGUAUAUACUUUACUUAAUAUGAAAAUGUAUUUCAUUAUACUUUCAUCGUUUGUCAUCUCUCUGGUGUACGGAUCUCAGGACAUGUGCUCUGCAAUUGGUUCAGCCAUAGCUAAUCCCGUAGAGAUUGGUGAUAUCAUAAGCGGUGCAACCGAUAAACUGGUGGCAAUACCAAUAUCUGUCGGUACCGACGCUUUUUCAAAGUUUGCAGAAGCAGCCGAGUCUGGUCGUCAAAUCUGGGACUUCAACGUUCAAAACGGAGGACAGGUCUUAAAGAAUGGUAUUAUUAAAGUGGGACACAUAUUAUUGAAACCAAUGGCCGUUGUUUUUGGAGCACAUACAGCAUUGAAGGGCGCCGGUAUUGGUAUUGCCGGCUCUGGUAUUAAAGGAGUUGGUAUAGGAAUGAAAACAGUCGGCGCAAAACUGGUGGCUUCGGGUACUUUAGCCAAAGCAUUGGGCCAUCGAUUAAUUGUCAAGAAUUUAGUUCCGCCUUUUGUUAAAUAAUAAAUUUAUUAUAAAACGAUAUACACUAUAAAUACAAGUUAUGUAUAAAACGUUUUCUUAGUCUAAAAAAAGUUUGUUCAUUUAUACUUCAUUUAUAAAUACAUUCAAUACAUUAUCAAUAAAUUCAUUACAUAUUAUAAAA
Oppia nitens is the source of this 757-nucleotide messenger RNA. RefSeq lists its product as uncharacterized. The transcript has a single exon. The record is from RefSeq and is a predicted model, not a curated record. NCBI's taxonomy places the organism in Eukaryota, Metazoa, Arthropoda, Arachnida, Sarcoptiformes, Oppiidae. Bases 133 to 615 code for a protein of 160 amino acids.